AUGACGUCGCGGAUUUCGAGACUGGACCGGCAGGUAAUUUUAAUAGAGACCGGUUCAACUCAAGUGGUUCGGAAUAUGGCCGCUGACCAAAUGGGUGACUUGGCCAAACAACAUCCAGAAGACAUUCUUUCGCUGUUGUCCAGGGUUUACCCUUUUUUGCUAGUCAAAAAAUGGGAAACACGUGUCACUGCGGCAAGGGCUGUAGGCGGCAUAGUUGCCCACGCCCCUUCGUGGGACCCAAAUGACUCUGAUUUGAUACGAAGGACAAAUGAGGGCUCUCCCUUAAACAAUGCUCAGGUGAAGCUGGAACAUGAAAUGCAAAUAAAAUUGGAGGAAGCCACACAAAACGAUCAGUUGGAUCUUUUACAAGAGGACCAACAUCUAAAUUCUUUAUCUGAUUGGAAAUUGAACGAAAUUUUGAAAUCAGGUAAAGUGCUUCUGGCAUCCAGUAUAAAUGAUUAUAACGUACUUGGUCGGGCAGAUGAUAACAUAAGGAAACAAGUCAAGCUUGACGAUAUAAAGCAAGAAGUAUCUAUGUCCAGUUCAUAUGAUAAGGCAAAUGAGAAUAAGGCCAAUGCCAAUAAGAAAUCGGCAAGAAUGCUUGCCAUGGCAAGGCGAAAGAAGAAAAUGAGUGCUAAAAAUACUCCUAAACAUCCUGUAGAUAUAACGGAAAGUUCGGUUUCCAAGACUUUAUUAAAUGAAAAGAAUAUGACUGGCACCGCAGCAUCUUCGUCUACUUCCCCCACCAGUAAUCAACUAAAUCCUCAACUGGAAAUUACUGAACAAGCUAAUGAAAACAAAUUGAUGAUAGAAUCCACUGUGAGACCUUUAUUAGAACAGCAUGAAAUUGUUGCGGGUCUUGUUUGGCAGUUUCAAGGUAUUUAUGAACUACUUUUGCAUGAUUUAAUGAGCGAAAACUGGGAAAUAAGGCAUGGGGCCGCGCUGGGUCUUCGAGAGCUGGUAAAAAAACAUGCUAUUGGAGUAAGUAGAGUUAGAGGGAAGACUAGGGACGAAAAUAACUUGAGAAAUUCGAAAAGCUUAGAAGACUUGGCGUCGCGUCUGCUUACAGUGUUUGCAUUAGAUAGAUUCGGUGAUUAUGUCUAUGACACUGUUGUAGCUCCCGUACGAGAGUCAAUCGCUCAAACUCUAGCAGCAUUAUUAAUCCAUCUAGACAAUGAUUUAUCUAUUAGAAUCUUCAGCUGUUUGGAACAGUUGGUUCUACAGGAUCCACUAGAGACAGGCCUACCAAAUAAAAUAUGGGAAGCCACUCAUGGGGGACUCUUAGGGAUUCGUUAUUUUGUUAGCAUAAAAACCGAUUUCUUAUUUGCCCAUGAUCUACUGGAAAAUGUCGUCCGAAUAGUACUAUAUGGUUUAAAUCAAACCGAUGAUGACGUACAAAGUGUAGCCGCUUCAAUUCUAACUCCGAUAACGGGCGAGUUUGUCAAAUUAAGUACGUCCUCCAUUGAAAUAUUGGUAACCACUAUAUGGUCUUUAUUGGCCCGUUUAGAUGACGAUAUAUCCUCUAGUGUAGGUUCUAUUAUGGAUCUUUUAGCCAAGUUGUGCUACCAUCAACAAGUUUUGGACAUUUUGAAAAAUAAAGCCCUUGAGCACCCUUCAGAAUGGUCAUUUAAAUCAUUAGUGCCGAAGUUGUACCCCUUUUUGCGUCACUCAAUUUCUUCAGUAAGGAAAGCGGUAUUGAAUUUAUUAAUAGCAUUUUUAUCAAUUAAGGAUGAUUCCACCAAGAACUGGCUCAACGGCAAAGUGUUCCGUCUAGUAUUUCAAAAUAUUUUACUUGAACAAAAUCCGGAACUACUGCAAUUAUCGUUCGACGUUUAUACCGCUUUGUUGGAGCACUAUAAAGUCAAGCACACCGAGAAGACUUUGGAUCAUGUCUUCAGCAAGCACUUACAGCCAAUAUUACACCUAUUGAAUACUCCAGUGGGUGAAAAGGGUAAGAAUUAUGCAAUGGAAUCACAAUACAUUUUGAAACCAUCUCAACACUAUCAAUUACAUCCAGAAAAGAAACGUUCUAUCUCUGAAGCCACAAUUGAUUCAGACAUCCCAAUACCAAAGACCAGUGAGCACAUUAAUAUAGAUGCGCCAAUGAUUGCUGGUGAUAUAACCUUGUUAGGGCUGAACGUAAUUCUUAACACUAGAAUAAUGGGGGCCAAGGCAUUUGCAUUGACAUUAUCAAUGUUCCAAGAUUCCACUCUUCAAUCUUUUUUUACAAAUGUUUUGGUUCGUUGCUUAGAAUUACCAUUCUCAACUCCGCGUAUACUGGCAGGUAUCAUUGUUACGCAAUUCUGUUCCUCUUGGUUACAAAAGCGUCCGAAUGAGGAAAGACUACCAUCCUUUGUAUCAGAGCUCUUUAGCCCAGUAAUGAAUGAACAAUUAGUAAAUCGUGACGAAUUUCCUGUCUUUAGGGAGCUAGUUCCAAGUUUAAAGGCUUUGAGGACUCAAUGCCAAAGUUUACUAGCUACCUUCGUAGAUGUGGGUAUGCUACCCCAGUACAAGCUACCGAAUGUAGCAAUUGUGGUUCAAGGUGAAACAGAAGCUGGUCCGCACGCAUUCGGUAUAGAAACUGCAGAAAAAGUGUACGGUGAAUACUAUGAUAAAAUGUUCAAAUCCAUGAAUAACUCUUAUAAGCUUUUGGCCAAGAAACCGCUAGAAGACUCUAAACAUCGCGUGCUGAUGGCUAUUGAUGCAGCUAAGGAGUCUGCCAAGCUUCGCACAGGUAGUAUCCUGGCAAAUUAUGCAUCGUCAAUAUUGUUAUUUGAUGGACUCCCUCCAAAACUAAACCCCAUUAUCAGGUCAUUAAUGGACAGUGUCAAAGAAGAAAGAAAUGAAAAGUUACAAACAAUGGCCGGAGAAUCCGUUGUACAUUUGAUCCAACAAUUGUUAGAGAAUAAUAAAAGCAACGUUUCUGGUAAAAUCGUAAAAAAUUUAUGCGGAUUUUUAUGUGUAGAUACUUUAGAAGUACCCGACUUCUCUGUAAAUGCAGAAUUCCGAGAAAACAUUUUGACCUUGAUAAAGGAGUCUAAUUCAAUUGCCGCCCAAGAUGAUACCAACUUGACGAAAAUGUCAGAAGAGGCCCAGCUAAAGAGAAAAGGUGGUUUGAUCACCUUGAAAACACUAUUCGAAGUUCUUGGGCCUUCCAUAUUACAGAAAAUACCUCAGUUGAAAUCUAUUCUAUUCGAUUCAUUAUCUAGUAAUGGAGACGUGGAGAUAGAUAAAACUGGUGAGGAACAAGGUCAAAAAAUAGUGGACUCAUUCGGCAUAUUGAGGGCCCUAUUUCCAUUCAUGUCUGCUUCUUUACGUUCAGAUGAGGUUUUCACUCGUUUCCCUAUCUUAUUAACAUUCUUAAGAUCGAGUUUAUCUGUUUUUCGUUAUUCAGCUGCAAGAACAUUUGCUGAUCUGGCCAAAAUUUCUUCUGUAGAGGUAAUGGCUUACACCAUUCGCGAGAUCUUACCUUUAAUGAAUAGUGCUGGUUCUCUAUCCGAUCGUCAAGGAUCCACCGAACUUAUUUACCACUUGUCACUUUCCAUGGAGACCGAUGUUUUACCUUAUGUAAUCUUCCUAAUAGUGCCACUUUUGGGUCGCAUGAGCGAUUCGAACGAAGAUGUGAGAAAUUUGGCCACGACAACAUUUGCUUCCAUUAUUAAGUUAGUUCCUCUCGAAGCUGGUAUUGCUGAUCCAAAAGGGUUACCAGAAGAACUAGUUGCUAGCAGAGAACGGGAACGGGAUUUCAUUCAACAAAUGAUGGAUCCAUCCAAAGCUAAACCCUUUAAAUUGCCUAUCGCUAUAAAAGCUACCUUGAGAAAAUAUCAACAAGACGGUGUCAACUGGUUGGCCUUCCUAAACAAGUAUCAUUUACAUGGAAUAUUAUGUGACGAUAUGGGUUUAGGUAAAACGUUACAAACAAUCUGCAUUAUCGCGAGCGAUCAGUACUUAAGGAAGGAAGAUUAUGAAAAAACGCGUUCUGUCGAAAGCAGACCAUUGCCUUCUCUCAUAAUCUGUCCUCCAUCCUUGACCGGUCACUGGGAAAAUGAAUUUGACCAAUAUGCGCCCUUUUUAAAGGUUGUUGUUUAUGCUGGUGGUCCCACUGUGAGAUCGGGUUUAAGGCCACAAUUGGAAAGCGCCGAUAUUAUUGUGACAUCAUAUGAUGUCGCUAGGAAUGACCUCGCAGUUUUAAACAAAACAGAAUAUAACUAUUGUGUUUUGGACGAAGGUCAUAUAAUCAAGAACUCUCAAUCAAAACUUGCCAAGGCUGUCAAAGAAAUUACAGCAAACCAUAGAUUGAUUUUAACUGGUACUCCAAUUCAAAAUAAUGUCCUAGAAUUGUGGUCUUUGUUCGAUUUCUUGAUGCCAGGAUUCUUAGGAACGGAAAAGAUGUUUCAAGAAAGAUUUGCUAAGCCGAUUGCUGCGUCAAGAAACAGUAAAACAUCAUCUAAGGAACAAGAAGCUGGUGUGCUAGCUUUAGAGGCAUUGCAUAAGCAAGUUUUACCUUUCAUGCUGAGAAGAUUGAAAGAAGAUGUCUUGUCUGAUUUACCCCCUAAAAUAAUUCAGGAUUACUACUGUGAACUGGGCGACUUACAAAAACAAUUAUACAUGGAUUUUGCUAAAAAGCAAAAGAAUGUGGUUGAAAAAGAUAUUGAAAACCCUGAGGUUGCCGAUGGUAAACAACAUAUAUUCCAGGCUUUACAAUAUAUGAGAAAACUAUGUAAUCACCCGGCUUUGGUUCUUUCGCCAAAUCAUCCACAAUUAGGCGAUGUUCAAGACUAUCUAAAGCAAACUGGUCUAGAUUUACAUGAUAUUAUCAAUGCUCCGAAACUUAGCGCAUUAAGGACAUUGCUCUUUGAGUGUGGUAUAGGUGAAGAAGACAUGGACAAAAAAACAGGUCAAGAUCAAAGUUUCCCUAUACAAAAUGUCAUCUCACAACACAGGGCCUUAAUUUUCUGCCAGCUAAAAGAUAUGUUAGACAUGGUUGAAAAUGAUCUAUUCAAAAAGUAUAUGCCCUCUGUAACGUAUAUGAGGCUAGAUGGAAGUGUGGACCCGAGAGACAGACAAAAAGUCGUUCGGAAAUUUAAUGAGGAUCCCUCUAUUGAUUGCUUAUUGUUGACUACCAAGGUGGGUGGGCUCGGCCUAAAUUUGACAGGUGCAGACACCGUUAUUUUUGUAGAGCAUGACUGGAACCCGAUGAACGAUUUGCAAGCAAUGGAUAGAGCCCAUAGAAUUGGUCAAAAAAAAGUGGUAAAUGUCUACAGAAUUAUUACCAAAGGCACACUUGAAGAAAAAAUCAUGGGUCUGCAGAAAUUCAAGAUGAACAUCGCUUCUACCGUUGUUAACCAGCAAAAUAGUGGGUUAGCAUCCAUGGACACCCAUCAGUUGCUUGAUCUUUUCGAUCCCGAUAACGUCACUUCUCAAGAAAAUGAAGAAAAGAGUAACACUGAUUCGCAAACAGCCAAAGGAAUGGAAGAUAUUGCUAAUGAAACAGGCUUAACUGGUAAAGCCAAAGAAGCCCUUGGCGAAUUGAAGGAGCUAUGGGACCCAUCUCAGUACGAGGAAGAGUAUAAUUUAGAUACUUUCAUCAAGACUUUACGAUAA
Molecule: messenger RNA, 5604 nt
Organism: Saccharomyces kudriavzevii IFO 1802
Lineage: Eukaryota; Fungi; Ascomycota; Saccharomycetes; Saccharomycetales; Saccharomycetaceae
Gene: MOT1
Product: DNA-binding ATPase
Exons: 1
Coding region: 1-5604 (1867 amino acids)
Molecular function (GO): ATP hydrolysis activity; TBP-class protein binding; DNA binding
Source: RefSeq, a predicted model, not a curated record